Gadus chalcogrammus (walleye pollock) is the source of this 2925-nucleotide messenger RNA. It is a transcript of the gene atf4b, whose product is annotated as activating transcription factor 4b. Bases 316 to 1680 code for a protein of 454 amino acids. Gene Ontology annotation, cellular component: nucleus; ATF4-CREB1 transcription factor complex; ATF1-ATF4 transcription factor complex. Gene Ontology annotation, biological process: regulation of transcription by RNA polymerase II. The record is from RefSeq and is a predicted model, not a curated record. NCBI's taxonomy places the organism in Eukaryota, Metazoa, Chordata, Actinopteri, Gadiformes, Gadidae. The transcript is spliced from 3 exons. Gene Ontology annotation, molecular function: DNA-binding transcription activator activity, RNA polymerase II-specific; RNA polymerase II transcription regulatory region sequence-specific DNA binding.
AACUUAGUUCAGCGGAAGAAUACCUUCAGCUGCUAUAUCCGUCGCCGCAUCCGCGUAUCGCCAUUUUCUCCGCUGCGGUCCUCAAAAUUACAUAUUAGCCACCAGAACCAACGCAUUUUUGGCGAAAUGGCCGUGUAGAGCAGCGAUCAAGCAGCCGCCAACAAACAGUGCAUCCAACCAGUGCACUGAGCCAAUUUUAAUUAAUCAACAUGACGUCCUUUGUGGAAUCCCUCCGAUCUGCUGCAGUCGACAGCAAAAAAGACUCCGGCCCAUACAAAUCGCCUCGUACGCCGUUCGUCACCAACAACAGCCAUUAUGACCAUGAUGAUGACAGACUCACAGUUUGGCCUGGGAGACAUGGAGGCCCUUCUCUGGGGGCCUUCCUUUCCCACGGCUGACCCAACCGGGUUCCUGAACCCCCAGUGUGACCCAGCAGAGGAGCCGAACGGACCAGAGGGCCCUCUGUCCUUCUUCGCGUCAUCGUUGCCCUCUUCAUUUUCCUCCCCCUCCACCUCCUCUUCUGCCUCCCCUCCUGCCUUCUACUCCCCCCCCGCCUCGCCGCCCCACCUGCUGCCCCACGGGGACAAGGCCGGUCUUGGGCCGGACGUCCUCUCCCUCCCCUGGUUAGCCCCGUCCCCAAGUCUGGGCCGCGUUGGAACGGAGGUGGCCAGUGGCAAAGGCGAUGCGUUCUGCGACCUUGACUGGAUGACGGAGAGGAUGGACCUGAGCGAGUUCGACCUGGACUCUCUGAUUGGCUCGUGCAGCGCCGAUGACGACGUCCCUAGCUCACCAGAAAGCCUCCUUGCCUCCCUCGACAGUCCGACUGUGCUCGACGCCCUCCCCCAGCCGCCCCCUCCACCUGCCCCCCUCAGCCCCCCUUCCCCCGCUGUGAUCGCCGUGUCUACCCCCACCGACUUUGUGUUGUCACCUUCUUCAGAGCCCGGGUUGGAAGUUGACCUUUGGGAAGCCGCCUCCCCGCUACCAUGCGUCCCCGAACCCCAGGAGGAGCUAGAGAUCAAGUCGGAGCCCGACUCCCCCGCGCCCUCCCCCGCCUACACCCUGGACCUGGGUUCCGAGGUGGACGUGGUGGACUGCGAGGCAAAGCCAGCACUGGUGGCGGUGCCCACCGCCGUCGUGCCCCCGGUCCCCAGGAUCAUCCUCUCCCUCUCCCCCACCCGCAUCGUCGUCCUCUUGACCCCAAAAGACCAAGUUACCACCACCGUGACCAACAUGCCAGCGGUGGACCAGUCCUCCCCGCGGGCCUCCCCCACAUCGUCCCGGUCCUCCCGGAGCAGACCCUACCCCGACCCCAGCCUCCAAUCUCCCAGCACCAGCGGAGCUGGCAAGGUGCGCUCCACCAGGGGAUCGACAGGGGAAGCGGGUGGUGGUGGUAGUAGUAGUAGCAGUAGUAGUUGCAGCAGCAGCAGUAGGUCGUCAAAGGCUCCCAAGGACAAGAAACUGAAGAAGAUGGAGCAGAACAAGACAGCCGCCACGCGCUACCGCCAAAAGAAGCGUGUGGAGCAAGAGUCACUGAGCUCUGUGUACUCAAACCUAGAGAGGAAGAACAUCGAGCUGAACGAGAAGGCUGACUCCAUGGCCCGCGAGAUCCAGUACCUCAAAGAGCUGAUGGAGGAGGUCCGCACGGCCAGGCUCCGGAAGGGUCUCGGUGGCGACCUCUAGUGGGUGGAAAGUGGAAGUGACAGGACUGCAAGAUGAGAUGGGAGGAAGGCGGGUGUAUGUGUUAAGCGCUGGGUGCUAGGUCUCGGGCUGUAGGUUUCAGUAUUUCCACGGAACCAGGGCCUGUAUUGAACUCGACAACGAAACUCUAUAACAAGAUGACUUUCUUUGUCAUAUCUACGUUUUAAAUUCACACAUGUUGAUAUUUGGCCCAUAAGACAAGCAAAUGCAACUAUGCAUCUAAAGCUGAUCUGAAUACUUGCCAUUUCUCUUCAUAGUUUUGAGUAUAGUAUUGUAUACAUAAGUAUGUGUAUAUAUAAGUAUUGGAAAUCAAGACUUUUUAAAUCGAAUGCUAGUAUUGAGUUGUAAAACUCACACCUACUAUGUCUGAGGUACCCACAAUCCAGUUGUUAUCCUGAUGUGUCUCCUUUUUGUUUUCAGUGUAAUUAUAUUUCUUAACUUUGUUUUUAGUAACUUCUGCCUAAAUAUGAAGAGUAGUUGUUAGUGACGCUGUAUUGCCUAUCCAGUAUCUUAUGCAUUUGUUGCUCAUUGUGUGUUUCUCUGGACCUGACUAAUGUGUAAUGAUAUUAAGUUGAAAUUAGAAUAAACAUGUCUAAUGUCUCAAUAAAGAGAUUAUAACCCACUUUGAUUUUGUUUGGUGUCAUAUGUCCAUCAUAAAUGAGCACAAUUAACCGAACAUAAUUUCAGGGCAUAAACAUGCAAGGGUUACAUUCUGUUUUUUCUCUAAGUAAAUUAGUCGCUGAAAAUUGCAACUUUUUCAUGAGUCAUGGUUACCAUGGAUUUAUCACCCUCACCUUUUGCUGAACCUAUUCGAAGACCACAUUUGAUGUAUUUUCAGUUGAAUGUAAUCACUUCACUGUGUUUACAAUUCCAAUGAUUUAUAGCCUCAUGAGCCGGAGGAAAGGCUGAAGUUAUGCAAGUUAUGUCUGAAUACACCCGGUGCUUCGGAAACGAUGGUUACACAAGAUAAGGCAUGAAACUACCUUUGAAGAAUGAAUAGAAUGACCAUUUCCAGGGGAGACAUGAGUUCAGUUGAAUUGCAUUCUAGAUGCUACGAUAAAUGAUUAGGACAAAGCAGCAGUUACUACGUGCGUUUGAACGGUCAAGUAUGCUUUUUUGUUCAACGUUUUGCCAUAGCUUUCAAAGUUCUUCAGUCCACAACCCAACAAGAUGGUAUACAUAUUAUUUAUGUUUGGACGAGAAUGGUCAAUAGCCAAUGUUCAGCAA